AGGAGGAGGAGGAGAGGAUGGUGGCGGCGGAGGCGCUGGUUGCUGAAGGAGGAGGCGAAGGAUGGAGUCCGUAGACUAUGUAGAAGAGCUUCCUGAAACAGAUGAGCCUGUCUGGAUCUUAGGAAGGCAGCACCAUCUUAAAACAGAAAAAUCUAAGCUUCUUUUGGAUAUAAGUGCUCGUCUUUGGUUUACCUACAGAAGAAAAUUUUCACCAAUUGGUGGCACUGGCCCUUCCUCAGAUGCUGGCUGGGGCUGUAUGCUGCGAUGCGGACAGAUGAUGUUGGCCCAGGCUCUGAUCUGUCGACACUUGGGGAGGGAUUGGCAUUGGGAAAAACACAAAAGGCAACCUGAAGAAUAUCACAAAAUCUUACACUGUUUUCUGGACAGAAAAGACUGCUGUUAUUCAAUCCAUCAAAUGGCACAGAUGGGUGUUGGUGAAGGGAAGUCUAUUGGGGAAUGGUUUGGACCAAAUACUGUUGCCCAAGUGCUCAAGAAACUUGCACUAUUUGAUGAAUGGAAUUCCUUAGCCGUUUAUGUGUCUAUGGACAACACAGUUGUGAUUGAAGAUAUCAAGAAGAUGUGCCGGUUUCCAUCCCAGAACUGUUCCAGUACCCACUGCAGCUCCCUGUCACACAGGAGUGUGCUUAGCCGAAAUAAGAGCCCUAUGGGGAUCUGCUGUGGUUGGAAGCCUCUGCUGUUGAUUGUACCUCUUCGCUUGGGGAUAAACCACAUCAAUCCGGUUUAUGUUGAUGCUUUUAAGGAGUGUUUUAAGAUGCCACAAUCUUUGGGAGCGUUAGGAGGAAAACCAAACAAUGCCUACUACUUUAUAGGAUUCUUAGGAAAUGAGUUGAUCUACUUGGACCCUCACACCACACAGAUUUUUGUAGAUUCUGAAGAAAACGGUGCUGUAGAUGACCAUAGCUUCCAUUGCCAGCAAGCACCACAUCGGAUGAAGAUAAUGAAUCUCGAUCCCUCUGUAGCUUUAGGAUUCUUUUGUAGAGAAGAAAAGGACUUUGAUAACUGGUGUAGCCUUGUGCAAAAGGAAAUACUUAAGCAACAGAGUCUGCGAAUGUUUGAGUUGGUUCAAAAGCAUCCACCGCACUGGCCCCCUUUCAUACCUCCUACAAAGCCAGAAGUAACCACAACUGGAGCAGAGCUCAUUGAGUCCACUGACAAACUAUUUGAAUCAGAAGAAGAAUUUGAGAUCCUGAGCGUGUGAAGGAAGCUUCAGUUGACCUUGUGUGUGCCCAUGUGUAGCAUAUGAAUUGACUAAGACCACGGCAGCCUUUUCUUGCCCCAAAGUGCCUGCGUAUAAACAGUGAACAGAGCACAAGAAAUGACCAGUAACUGGAACUGAGGAUAACAGUUUUGAAAAGAACUUCCCAGAAGUGAAAGUACCCCUCGCCCCAGCCCCCCAGCCCCAGUUUUUUAAAGAAUGUAUCUUGCCUGAGGAAAAUGAGCUUUUGGGGGAUGAAGGCAAUGAUGAUAUUGAAGUAAAGAUUUCUAUAUUGCUGGGAAUUGCCUUGAAGGCAUUGAUAUAUGGACGGCUCUUAUUACUCAGUGUAGUAUAAUGCAAUAGUUCUGUUCACACUGAAAGCAUGAUGUAGAGGUAAAGGUGUGUGUUUACCUCUUCUUUCUUCACCUGGACUGUUUCAUAGGAAUAAAUGUGUUGUUUUUAUAAGAUCAACUGCAUCAGGAAAAAAAAGACCCAAUGGUUUUGUUUAAAUACAUUUCUGCAACCACACUUCAAAAAUAAACAGACCUAAAUGUUUCUAUGAAAGGAACUAUCUAAUAGAUACAAAUUUUGCAAUUGUCCUCCUGUUUCUAGGAGUUAAAUAAAUGAAUGGGGGACCUGGAGGGCAACCCUCCAGCCUCCUAGCCUCUCCCCUCUUGCACUCCUGGAAAGGAAGUGAAGGUUGGAGAGUGCCAGGAGCCGCCUGUUCCCUUGGUAUGUUCCUCCUCCUCUGUAAUUUUCAUGACAUAUUUCACCUUGACCUUAAGUUUAAAUCAUUAUGGAAACUUUCUAUGGUUUUUGAGUAAAAAAAGGUAAUUUGUUUCAAACUGCAAUUGUAUUUAUUUUAAAAUAUUUACAGUUUUCUCUCCUCUGUAAGAGCACUUUACAUGUGCAUCUAAUAAAUUUCUUAAACAUUUAAUAAAUUACAUGCUAGA
Zootoca vivipara (common lizard) is the source of this 2169-nucleotide messenger RNA. It is a transcript of the gene ATG4A, whose product is annotated as autophagy related 4A cysteine peptidase. The record is from RefSeq and is a predicted model, not a curated record. Gene Ontology annotation, biological process: protein delipidation; aggrephagy; piecemeal microautophagy of the nucleus. Gene Ontology annotation, cellular component: cytoplasm. Gene Ontology annotation, molecular function: protein-phosphatidylethanolamide deconjugating activity; cysteine-type endopeptidase activity. Lineage: Eukaryota; Metazoa; Chordata; Lepidosauria; Squamata; Lacertidae.